This is a messenger RNA of Rhizoctonia solani, 1593 nucleotides long. RefSeq lists its product as uncharacterized. The transcript is spliced from 6 exons. Lineage: Eukaryota; Fungi; Basidiomycota; Agaricomycetes; Cantharellales; Ceratobasidiaceae. The coding region runs from base 1 to 1593 and encodes 530 amino acids. The record is from RefSeq and is a predicted model, not a curated record.
AUGGGAAGCAAGGCCCGGCGGACAUGCACAUGUGCGGUGCGAGCUCGGGACUUGGGGACCCUAGCGGAUAGAUGCAUCCGCGAGGGGAUUGUGCCAAAUAGGGGAGAGGGGGAUGGGACCCAAAAUAGUGGGACAGGGCCGGCGUUGGGGAUAGAUGCCGGUGGAUGUGUUCCUCGUCCAAACAUACUUGAUUGUCGGUGCGACCUGCAAUUGCACGGCUCGCCCAAACUCAAUUCUUUGUCGCUUCAAUCCGCCGCAACGUCGUCCCCUACUACCACCGUCAAGCGCCGUGCCGAAUCGCCGGCGGCGCGACCUUCUCCCAAGCGUUCACGCUCUGAAGAGACCGCGGACGACUCGUUCCUCGCUUUGUUGUUGCCCGACUCUAUGUCCCGCUUCCAGCCUCCCAGCCAGGACCACUGGCACCGCGACGACGAGCGCGUGACUUUGCCUCCCAUUGCUGAGGACCGCCGUGCCUCGCUCCCGGUCCCCAGUGCCAGUGGCUAUGUCUUCACCAAUACAUUCGAGUCUCCUCGCUCUCCUGCCCAAUACACCCACCGCCGCCCACCCGUCCACCACCGCACGUUCUCGUCUCCUGCCCUCCAGGCCCACAAUGUGAAUGGCCUGCGAGGAUCGAAUGCGAUUGGCCUGCAUGACGAUGCGCUCGCAUUCUCGCCUGUUCCUCCUGGUGCGAUCGACUGGCUUGGAGCUGGCCGCCAAGUUACACGCGAUGAUUCGUCCCUGUCUGACUUUGAUCCCUCGGCGUUCGGUCUCGAGUCGGGUGCCAGCACUCCCGCCUUUGCGUUCGGCCCCGGCCCAUCUCCCUUUUCUGGAUUUAGUCCCCAAUUCCACCCGCGCUCACAGGCCCCGAUUAAUAUUGCCCAAGCACUUGCCUCGUCAGCUGGGCCAUCUCCCAUGAACUCGCCUGCUCCCAACAUCCCCAUCGACCCGAGCCUCACUGUCCCCUCGCCCCCCUCUUCUCGCGAUCAACUUGAAAAUGAACUGAGCUCGGUGCGCGCCAAGAUCCGCGAACUCGAGUUUAUGAACGAUCUCCUCCAAUUGCGUGUUGUCGAGCUCGAAAGCGAAAAGAACAAGGACUCGACAGAUAAUGUCCAAUCUGACAACGCUGUCUCGCCUGAUUUCCAACGCAGCUGGGAUGCCAGAACCGAGGCUCGCAUCAAGCGAUUCUGCUCUCUUAACCGCGCCGGCAAUGCUCUCUGCGCUUGGCACGAUAGCCGCCGCGAGCGUCGCUCUUUCCCGCCCCGCAUGGCCCCUCCUGGCCACCUCAACUGCGGAUGCACAUACGAAGAGGCCCUCUUUGAAGAGUCCCUUGCCCGUCAUGGCGUAGGCUCUUAUCACCCGGGCGAGAGCGUCCGUAUGGAUCCGGCUCUACGCAACCCCUUGCUCAAGCUCCUCCAAUGGCGCUUUGGAUACAAAGAUGGUGACUUUGAGCGUGAUCCCAAAAGCGGUGUCUGGGUCGAAGGCGAGGGUGAACAUGCUUGGGAAAACAGGCCUCAUGCCACUGCCACUUCCUCCUCUCGACGACGCGAGCGUAGCAAUAACAACGCCGCCAACGCAAGCACCAGCAGCGAGUGA